Molecule: messenger RNA, 1557 nt
Organism: Lachancea lanzarotensis
Lineage: Eukaryota; Fungi; Ascomycota; Saccharomycetes; Saccharomycetales; Saccharomycetaceae
Gene: PGS1
Product: LALA0S03e09736g1_1
Exons: 1
Coding region: 1-1557 (518 amino acids)
Biological process (GO): cardiolipin biosynthetic process
Cellular component (GO): mitochondrion
Molecular function (GO): CDP-diacylglycerol-glycerol-3-phosphate 3-phosphatidyltransferase activity
Source: RefSeq, a predicted model, not a curated record
AUGAUCAACAGGCAACGACUAUCACUAACAGGUCUGCGCCUCUUCAGUUGUUCCUGUAUGGUAUCAUCAGGAGCUAGGAUGCUUGCUAAUAAUCCCCCUCUUGCCGAAGCGCGACCCUUCACAACAGUGGUCAGAGAACAGUUGUCCAGCCUUAAUACGUGCUUCUACUUCAAAAAGGGCGAGAUCGAAAUCCUGCCAACUCCUGCAUCGUUCUACGAGACUUUAAAAGAUAAAAUUUGUUCAGCAAAGCGCAGAAUUUUUAUAGCAUCUCUCUACAUUGGGACAUCGCAAGAGGAACUGAUAGCUUGUAUCUCGAAGGCUCUCGAUCACAACGAUAAUCUGCGAGUUUACUUCCUCGUCGAUGGGCUGCGAGGCACUAGAGAAGCUCCUAAUGCCUGCUCUGCCUCCCUUCUGUCUAAGCUGGUAAAGGAACACCAAGGGAGAGUUGACAUUCGCUUAUAUCGAACGCCAGAACUCACCAAAAUUAAAAAUGCAUUGAUACCUAAGCGGUUCAAUGAAGGCAUAGGGCUACAACAUAUGAAAAUAUACGGUAUUGAUGAUGAGGUAAUCUUAUCGGGUGCUAACCUGUCAAGUGACUAUUUUACCAACCGACAAGAUAGAUACUACUUGUUCAAGUCUAGGGGCUUUUCAAAUUACUACUUCGACCUCCAUAGGCUCAUAAGUAGUAUGAGCUAUCAAGUGCAUUACUCUGAAUCACUUCAGAGAUUCAAAAUGGUUUGGCCCAAGAAUAAUUUGACAGUUGAGCCUCUUCUCAAUCGAAACGAAUUCCUCAAAACGUGCUCCGAAGCCUUGCGCAAUUUUCUUGCUGGAAACUCACAAGUACCGUCCCAACUUCCGAUUUCUAAUGAUGAUGAAUAUCAAACUGCUGUUUACCCAAUUUCCCAAUUCACACCGAUCUUCAAAAAGGGAGUGGAUUAUUCUACAGAGAAGCCCACUAUUCUCAAAAUCCUCUCGUGCAUCACUGAUAAAUCAGUAAAUUGGACGUUCACAGCUGGAUAUUUUAACAUGCUACCAGAAAUUAAAAAACUAUUGCUUCUUUCUCCCUCUGAAAGAGGGAACGUGAUAACUGCUUCUCCACAAGCAAACGGGUUUUAUCAGUCAAAGGGCGUUUCAAGACAUCUGCCAGGAGCAUAUUUACACUUGUCUCACAAGUUUCUUCAAGACGUGAGAGCCAGCGGCAAAGAGUCGCAGAUUCUUUUAAAAGAGUGGCAAAAGGGAGUGGUUAACACGCCGAAUGGUUGGUCCUACCACGCAAAGGGUAUUUGGCUUUCCGAAAAUGACUCAACAGAUCUUAGACCAGCAGUGACAAUCAUCGGCUCAUCCAACUAUACUAGAAGAGCAUAUUCGGUUGACUUGGAGUCGAAUGUAGCGAUAGUGACAAGAGACUCUGACUUGAAGGAUGCCAUGCAAGCAGAAGUCGACCGUCUUAUUGCCAAUACUAGAGAAAUCACAACCCAAAACUUUGAAGACGAGCUUGAUCGUCAAGUAGGUUUCGGUGUUCGUGUUGCAACCAAAAUAAUAGGAAAGCGAUUGUGA